Molecule: messenger RNA, 969 nt
Organism: Triticum turgidum subsp. durum (durum wheat)
Lineage: Eukaryota; Viridiplantae; Streptophyta; Magnoliopsida; Poales; Poaceae
Source: the annotation of a GenBank genome assembly
AUGGUGGAACCCAUCGUCGCCGCUGGGAAGACACUGGACCAGCACCGGAGGAGGGUCGUCAAGGAGGAGGGAGAGGAGGUCGCGGCCGUGGCGAUGCCAAGAGUCCUUCGCGUCACGUUCGAGGAUCGGGACGCCACCGACUCCUCCAGCGAUGACUCGCCGCGGCAGGGACGCCGCUACAUCGAGGAAAUCUGCAUCGAGCAGCCGGCGAGGAUGACGGCGUCGCCGCAGCCGCAGCUUUCUCCUUUCCGGAGAGGGGCCAUCCUCGGCGCCAAGAGGAGGGCCGACACUGCGGAGGAACCCAAAUUUCGCGGGGUGCGCCGUCGGCCGUGGGGGAAGUACGCGGCGGAGAUCCGCGACCCCAACAAGGGGGUGAGGGUGUGGCUCGGCACCUUCGACACCGCGGAGGAGGCUGCCAUGGUCUAUGAUAGUGCCGCCCUCCGGCUUCGUGGGCCAUCUGCAACGACGAAUUUUCCUACUUCGCCGUCCCCUUCUGCUGAUCCUGAUCCUGCUCUCUUGACCGAUGCUGACGGUGAUGUCGGCCACUUCCUUGUGGCGGCCACAUACGAGGAGUCCAGCGAUGAGUCGCAGUUUGUUGGCUCGCCGGUCUCUGUCCUCAGGCCGCUCGAGGUGGUGGCGUCUACAGUGAAUGCCAAGCCUGAGGAGUCUACCGUUCCUGUUGGUUUGAAGAUUUCGGUGGACAUGUGCCGCAGAGGCGGCAACUACUCUCCGUUUUGCAACGCCGAUGUUAUUGUGCCGCCGGAGGACGAAGACUGCAUGUUCCCUGGCCUCUCAUUUGCUGCACCGACGAUUUUCGACGAUGAUGGUAUGAUGUCAUCACACCUUGACUACUAUGCAGCUAAUGUCGAGCCGUUGAGUUUAUUGGAGAUGGGUGAGCUUCCAGCGUGGCGAGAGGUGGAUGUCUUCUUUGAUGAUGUUUUGUCUGCCUCACCUCUCACUGAACUAUGA